Messenger RNA from Trifolium pratense (red clover), 2977 nucleotides. RefSeq lists its product as uncharacterized. The transcript has a single exon. The coding region runs from base 354 to 2387 and encodes 677 amino acids. NCBI's taxonomy places the organism in Eukaryota, Viridiplantae, Streptophyta, Magnoliopsida, Fabales, Fabaceae. Gene Ontology annotation, biological process: cell surface receptor signaling pathway. Gene Ontology annotation, molecular function: protein binding. The record is from RefSeq and is a predicted model, not a curated record.
CGCGUUUAAGUCUUUGCAAAUCCCGUCCACCACCACCUCAACUCUCUCAAACUUUUCCUCUUCAAAUUUUCCACAAAUCAUUCCCACCAAUCACUCACACCCACAACACAAACAACAUCAACACCAACACACACCACAGUACAACUACAACACAACGCAACGCAACUUCAUCCUUAAUAAUUGAUUCUUCAUAAGUCACAAACACACCCCAAUUAUUUGUCAUCUUUCAACUUUCAACCAUCUCCACCUCACUAUUUUUUCCAUCAAAACCCAAAAAAAAAAACACCAAACACCCCACAACUUCAUAGUACUACUACUAUAUUUCAGAUCCAAACGAAAAAACCUCAACAACAAUGGCAGACAUAGUAAAACAACUUUUAGCAAAACCGAUCCAAUUAGCAGACCAAGUAAGCAAAGCAGCAGAAGAAGGAAGUUCAUCAUUCAAAUCAGAAUGUUUAGAAUUAAAAUCCAAAACCGAAAAACUCGCUUCUCUUCUCCGACAAGCCGCAAGAUCAAGCUCCGAUUUAUACGAAAGACCAACACGUCGAAUCAUCGGAGACACCGAACAAGUUCUCGAAAAAGCAUUAACCUUAGUUCUCAAAUGUAAAGUCAACGGUCUCAUGAAACGCGUUUUCAGCAUAGUACCUUCCGCCGCUUUUCGGAAAAUGUCUUCUCAUCUUGAGAAUUCAAUCGGUGAUGUUUCAUGGCUUCUCCGUGUUUCAGCUCCGGCUGAAGAAGGUAGUUAUGAAUGUUUAGGUCUUCCACCUAUUGCUUCUAAUGAACCGAUUUUAGGUUUAAUUUGGGAACAAAUUGCGAUUCUUCAUAAUGGAUCUUUUGAUGAUCGAUCUGAUGCUGCUGCUUCUUUGGUUUCUCUUGUUCGCGAUAAUGAUCGGAAUGGGAAAUUGAUUAUUGAAGAAGGUGGUGUUGGUCCUUUGUUGAAACUUUUGAAAGAAGGUAAAAAAGAAGGUCAAGAAAAUGCUGCUAAAGCUAUUGGACUUUUAGGUCGUGAUGCUGAAAGUGUUGAGGUUAUGAUUCAUGCUGGUGUUUGUUCUGUUUUUGCAAAGAUUCUUAAAGAAGGUCCUAUGAAAGUUCAAGCUGUUGUAGCUUGGGCUGUUUCUGAACUUGUUUCUAAGUAUCCUAAAUGUCAAGAUGUUUUUGCUCAGCAUAAUAUUGUUAGGUUACUUGUUAGUCAUAUUGCAUUUGAAACUGUUCAGGAACAUAGUAAAUAUGCCAUUGUUAGUAAUAAGCCGAAUUCCAUUCAUGCUGUUGUGAUGGCUAGUAGUAAUGGUGCUGCUGCUGUUGGUAAUAAUGGUGAUAUGUCGGGUUCGAAUGAUGUGAAAAAAGAAACUGAAGAUGAGGUGAAAAUUCGGAUGAAUCAUCCUUUAGGUGAUAGGUCUACGAAUCAGAUGCAUAAAGUGGUGACUAGUACUAUGGCAAAGCAUGCUGCAAGUGCAAACAGCAACAAGAAUCAGAAAACUGAUGAAAGUGGUGAAGCGGGUCUAAACUCUCAUUCUCAGGUGGCUGGUCAAUCAAAUGGGAAUGGGAACGGGAAUGGUAACACGAAGCAAAGCUAUUCGUAUUCUGGAAUUAACAUGAAGGGAAGGGAACUUGAGGAUGAUGCCAGUAAGGCUCACAUGAAGGCAAUGGCAGCAAAGGCUCUUAGGUAUUUAGCAAAGGGUAACUCGGGGAUUUGUCGUAGCAUAACAGAAUCAAGGGCUUUGUUAUGCUUUGCGAUUCUACUUGAGAAAGGACCUGAAGAAGUGAAGUAUAAUUCUGCUUUGGCGUUGAAAGAGAUUACUGCAGUGGCUGAGGAAGAUCCUGAGUUGAGACGAUCGGCGUUCAAACCUAACACUCCAGCUUGUAAAGCGGUUGUUGAUCAAGUGAUUGAUAUUAUCGACAAAGAAGAUAAGAGACUCUUGAUUCCUUGUAUCAAGGUUAUUGGAAGUUUGGCAAGGACGUUCAGGGCAACUGAGACAAGGAUUAUUGGUCCGUUGGUUCGACUUCUUGACGAAAGAGAGGCUGAAGUAUCAAAAGAGGCUGCAGACUCACUUGCAAAAUUCGCCUGCAAUGAUAACUAUCUCCACCUUGAUCACUCUAAGGCAAUUAUAAGCUUUGGUGGUGCAAAACACUUGGUUCAGCUUGUGUAUCUUGGGGAGCAACCAGCAGUUCAACAUUCUGCCUUGGUUCUGCUAUCCUAUAUUGCAUUGCAUGUGCCAGACAGCGAAGAACUUGCUCGAGCCGAGAUUCUUGGAGUUCUUGAAUGGGCGUCCAAGCAACCUAACAUGACUCAGCAUGAAACCAUUGAGGCAUUGUUGCAAGAAUCCAAGAGUAGGCUUGAGCUUUACCAGUCUAGAGGUUCAAGAGGGUUCCAAAAACUACAUCAAUAAGAAAAGUAAUUAAUUAUUAUUGUUGUUGCUGUGUGAGGUUUUUGAAUGAUUUGUAUCUUAUCUAUUUUUCUCGCGAAGAGUGUAUAUACAAUCCAUUGCCUUCUUCAUUUGUUCAGGUUCAUUUUCAACUAUGAAGAAGAGAUUAUUUGUUCUUCUAGGUUUUAAAUUUCUUCCACUACAACCGAUCCUUUUGCUGAAUUUAGUACCUACCUCCAUAUUCCGAUAGGAAACACUAAUAUUUUGUCAUUGUGUCUUUGUAAACAACCUCCCAUUUGCUCUAUGCUUACAGUUCAUCUUUUAGCAAUGGAAGCCAAUAAUGUUGCACUGCAGGAAUUAAUAAAGAACCGUAGACACAGAUGCAAGAUAUCAGCAAAAUAUGGCAGAUCAAAAAAUGCAGUUGGAAAAUGGUACUAGUAUGAGUCAAUCAGGGUCAAAGACUGCUUGAUUACUCUGUAAGUUAGUCAUCUGUCAUAAUGGUUUAAAUGUAACUAUAUUGACAUUUGUUUAUUUUCUACGGCUUGUAAAAUAAUAUUGCAUUAGAUGUAUGUUUGUUAGAUUAGAUUUUCACAAUGAAGAAACUAUUUGGUCUA